AUGCGUAAACCAUCCGUGGGCCAGAUCGUGUAUAACGCCACGUUUCCACGACCUCGCCCAAACGAUCCCGGUUCGUUUGGCGCUCACAUUACUCGAAACCUCGUUCCAGAAGUACGUGUCGAAACAUCCCUUUUCUACGGCUCGCUAGACUGCAUUGAAGCACAAUACCCGGGGCUGGACUACUCGUAUGGACCGCAUCGCAUGCGACUGAGUCGAUUCCCAUGGCACCGAAAGCUGUUCCGCACCUUUGACGAACUCGGUCUGACAGAGGAGGAGAUCUCCAACCUCUGUCGGUGGGAGGGGACCAAGUCUGCGCGUCAGAGGUACGAGGCAGAAGAAGGGAUUAUCGUGCGGGACACCACAGCCCACUCAGUCCGACCGGCAUCCCCGCAACCCGCCCCUUCAAUCGAGGUCCACUUCAACAACUACGACUUCUGCGGGACAGAAGAGGAAGAUGACCAGAUCAUGGAAACCCAGAGCAAUGAUACGGUCCGUGCGAUCGAUUCCCGUGCCUCCAGUUACCGGUCCGCCGAGGAAGAGCAUGAAAUCGAAGAGGAACUCAGUGAUGAGGAAAUGGAAAGUUGUGGCGUAGCCCUCAACAACCAGAUCCUUGCUGCCAUGGCUGCGCGCGACCAAGGCACUGAUGUGCCGCUGGACGAGGACUGGGAACAAUGGCUGAAGGAGGCUGGGGAGCGUGGCACUUUCGGCGAGAUGGUGCAAGCCAUUCGUUCGAACCAGCCCUUGACUCUUGUCGCCGACAAUGUCCGAAUCCCACACGGUCGCGGUGCGGCCCGUGUGGUGACAAGGGCCUUGUUCACAGUGCCCGACAGCAUUAUCGCAAACACUGCUCUUCCAUCUACUUCCAAUCAUGCCUCGGGCACGGCUCAAUGA
Molecule: messenger RNA, 891 nt
Organism: Penicillium mononematosum
Lineage: Eukaryota; Fungi; Ascomycota; Eurotiomycetes; Eurotiales; Aspergillaceae
Exons: 1
Coding region: 1-891 (296 amino acids)
Source: RefSeq, a predicted model, not a curated record